AUGGCAUACCCAAGCCUUCUCGGAAUACCGAUCUUCGGGAACGAUGAGGCCGACCGUGGGGAGGGGUCGACGCCAGCCCAGCAGCCCAUACAGAGCAUCGUCAACAAACGGGACACAGCGGAUACUCACAUAUCGAACUACAGACCACCUCGAGUGUCUGCUGCUCCAGAAGACGAGGCUGACGCUCAAUCUGCGAGAAGAGGCAGCCGUACGUUCAGUUACGGCCCAUUGCGAGUUUCCUCGGCACCGCCGGCAGACGAUCAGGACUCCAUUUUUCGUACAAUCAUCGAGCUUAAGAGCGCAGCGCCGCGUGAUGCUGGUAGAGCCACUCGCACGUCUGGCGAUGAAGGCUGCAAGCAACCCACCGCGGCUCGCAAGUUAUCGCCCCCACCCGCGCCGCUCCAGGCGUCUCCGGCACCCACGGAUGACGACGGGUUCGAAGCAGCAGCAGCGAUAGGAGAUUUUGAAUCCGACCGUGAAGGCUUCACGCCGCCGUAUGACGGAAGACGCUUCGACUGCACCAGCGGCUUGGAUGAUCGACGGCACAUUGAUAAGGGUAAAGGGGUCUGUAUCGAUGUGGCCGCACCUGUCCCGUCGAUGAUGCCGCCUGGUGGAGGCACUGCUCGCAUCACACCGGAUCCAAGUGACGUGGAAAAUGUGGACCACAUACCCCUGGAAUCGGAUGAUGAAGAGAGCUACAUCUGGCGUGCAGAUGAGCCUGAACAACAGGCAGGUCCUAGGGGACAGAAACGCCAUACAGAUUACGGCGCUUCCGGUAGAGGCAAUACAGAGCCUCAAGGGCGAUCAAGCGCUCAGGGAGAUAGAUCAGGGGAUCCCGCUCAAGCAAAACGGCCUCGUCUGACAGAUGAAUCUCCCUUGCCCGAGCAUCUGCUACAUCCCCUUGGUCCUGGGAAAGAGCCUGACAGUUGGUUGCCAGUGCCAGUAUCUCGCACAACAACAGUACCAGCGCCGGAGCCGGAAACACCAGAAGAGCAAUCCAACCGUCCUUCACGGAGUCGUCGGACAAGCAAGCCGAAAACGCUGCGCCCUGCCACAUACCACGCCUUCAUCAAGGAGCUCUACAAGGCGCCGGACGAGAAGAUGAUGCGCAUCAUCAAAUGCCUCGAAAGGUGCAAGCACCCGAACACGACUAAGGCCGAGGGGAGCGCGGCGAUGCGGCUGGCGCAGCGGCUGAUGGCGGACCACAACGUCGCUGAAGCCGAAGUCCUCAGCCACAUGCCGGUCGAGGAACAGGCCAGGCGUGCUUCUAGGAGUGUCGUGUCUGUGCGGCGAGUCGUCGAUAUCGGAAAGGAGAUCCGGCUCGGGGCAUUUGUCUGGCCGCUCUCGAACGCGAUGGGCAUCUUUUUUGACUGCAAGUCUUACAGCGGCCACCGUACCGACGCGAGGGAGUUUACUUUCUACGGUAUCGCGGAAAAUACGGCGUUUGCAGCCGAGGCAUUCAAGAAUAUCCACAACCUCAUAGCGGAAUGGGCGAGAAGUGAGAAAGGCUCGCACCGCAGGGACUAUUGUAUUGGAGUCGCGGAGGAGCUUGAAUACGAAGCUACAAAGGCGAAGACGGAGGAGCUUCAUCUUGCGGAGAGAGCAGAGGCGGAAAAGCUGGCGGAAAGAGAGGAAGAGGAGCGUAUUCAGCGUCAAAGGGAAUUGGAUCGCCUUAGGCCGUUGGGAAGUGAAUCCGAGGAAGCGCCUGAGGCUUCUACAGCCCAUGGCACCACAGGGUCCUCUGGCCCUGACAUUGUGGAUCUCAUGGAGGAUACGUCCGACAGUGAUCCUGAGAGCUCGGCAUCCAGCCGCAGGGGUCGUGACAGUAACGGCUUGCUCGACACUGACAAUGACGUUGACAUGGAGAGCGGAAGCAGCGAAACUAGUAGCGAUACUGACAGCAAGAGCGAGGGCGGCAGUGACGUGGACUGCGCCGACGUUGUGGAGACGGGAGAGACGGAAGACGAUGUCCUGAAUCUACCUUCGCCUAUGCCUCCGCCGCCCGUGCCAUCACUAGGUCGAGCGACGUCGGCUCGCGAGGAAACGCCGUGGGAGUCACCCGGUCAACUUAUUGCUUUUAGACAGCGUGCUACUUUGGUCGCUGAAGAGUACCUCAAACGGAAUGGAAUCACGUUGACAACCGCCCGGCCACCGGCACCUGUUCGGAAUUGGGCAGCCUGGCGGAAGGGGAAAGAGGAUAGUAAGAAGAUCAAUGUCCGCGAACAGGCACAGAGAUGA
Messenger RNA from Lasiodiplodia theobromae, 2238 nucleotides. Its product is annotated as Short-chain dehydrogenase/reductase SDR. The record is from RefSeq and is a predicted model, not a curated record. The transcript has a single exon. Lineage: Eukaryota; Fungi; Ascomycota; Dothideomycetes; Botryosphaeriales; Botryosphaeriaceae. The coding region runs from base 1 to 2238 and encodes 745 amino acids.